Molecule: messenger RNA, 808 nt
Organism: Sinocyclocheilus anshuiensis
Lineage: Eukaryota; Metazoa; Chordata; Actinopteri; Cypriniformes; Cyprinidae
Exons: 3
Coding region: 149-808 (219 amino acids)
Cellular component (GO): nucleus
Molecular function (GO): DNA binding
Source: RefSeq, a predicted model, not a curated record
UGACGGAGCUGCCAAAUAUCACGUGAUUUCGUCAUCGCUUCCCGCGGUUAGGUCCGGCAAGCAGUUUUCAAGUACGGUGCGCAAAUUUGCAUACGAAUUGGCCAGCAGAUAUGGCUGCAAAUAUCCAGAUGUAUGGGAUGCCACCAAGAUGGCUGGAAAGGACUGGCUCACCUCCUUCCUUAAACGCAACAAUACAUUGUCUAUUCGCCGACCUCAAGCCACCAGCAUGUCCCGUUCCACCAGCUUCAAUAAAACAAAUGUGACUGCUUUUUAUAACAACCUGCUGACAGUUCUUGCCCGCUACCUUUUUGAAGCAAAGGACAUUUGGAACGUGGAUGAAACAGGUACCACGACAGUCCAAGUGCCAGAUAAAAUAAUUGCCACCAAGGGGAAGCGCCAGGUCGGUGCAGUGACCUCUGGGGAGAGGGGGACAUUGGUCACCACUGCCCUUGCAGUAAAUGCACAAGGCAAUUGCAUUCCCCCGUACUUCAUCUUUCCCAGGAAGAAGUUCCAGGACCACUUUGUGAGAAAUGGUCCCAUUGGCUCUGCUGGUUCUGCAAAUAGCUCAGGCUGGAUGCAGGAUACAGACUUUCUGGCCUUUCUCCAGCACUUUGCCAGACACACCCGUGUGACCCUGGAAUCGAAGGUGCUUCUCCUCCUCGACAAUCAUUGGUCACACCUUUCUGUGGCAGCAAUUGACUUUUGUCGGUCAAACGGCAUAGUCCUACUAUCGUUCCCACCCCACUGCUCACAUCGUCUCCAGCCACUUGACAGGAACGUCUUUGGUCCACUGAAGCUAUAUAUAUAA